This is a messenger RNA of Lotus japonicus, 1957 nucleotides long. RefSeq names its product beta-amylase 3, chloroplastic-like. Gene Ontology annotation, biological process: polysaccharide catabolic process. The transcript has 4 exons. Lineage: Eukaryota; Viridiplantae; Streptophyta; Magnoliopsida; Fabales; Fabaceae. The record is from RefSeq and is a predicted model, not a curated record. Bases 41 to 1687 code for a protein of 548 amino acids. Gene Ontology annotation, molecular function: beta-amylase activity.
CUUCACCAUUUCCUACAAACCUUCAUUCAUCUUAAAAAAAAUGGCUUUAACACUUCGUUCUUCAACCUUUUUCAUUACUCAGAAUGAAACCAAAGUCCUUAAAACUUCUGAUGAUGUUCCUUCCACAAUCAGCUUUGCAAAAUUUAAGCCAUGUUUCCGUCUCCAAGCUAAAAUGUCUAUGCAAGAAGCACAUCUCACCCGUGAGAACAGCUUGGGAUCUGAAAUAAGGAAAAAUGAGAGAAUGGAGCAUCUGCAUGCUCACUCUGUUGCUCACAACCACAGUGACUCAAAAAGGGUGCCUGUGUUUGUGAUGCUGCCACUGGACACAGUAACAAUGGGAGGAAGCUUGAACAAGCCAAGAGCAAUGAGUGCUAGUUUGAUGGCCCUGAAGAGUGCAGGAGUUGAAGGGGUGAUGGUGGAUGUUUGGUGGGGUUUGGUGGAGAAAGAUGGGCCUUUGAAGUACAACUGGGAAGCCUAUGCUGAGCUUGUGCAGAUGGUGCAAACACAUGGUUUGAAGCUUCAAGUUGUCAUGUCUUUCCAUCAGUGUGGAGGAAAUGUAGGAGACUCCUGCAGCAUUCCUUUACCCCCAUGGGUUCAGGAAGAAAUCAGCAAGAACCCUGACCUGGUUUACACAGACAGAUCAGGGAGGAGGAAUCCUGAGUACAUCUCCUUGGGCUGUGACACAAUGCCUGUUCUUAAAGGAAGGACUCCCAUCCAAGUAUACGCCGACUACAUGAGGAGCUUUCGCGACAGAUUUCAAUCUUCCUUGGGCAGUGUUAUAGUGGAAAUACAAGUAGGGAUGGGUCCUUGUGGGGAGCUGAGAUAUCCAUCUUAUCCAGAAAGCAAUGGAACUUGGAGAUUUCCUGGAAUUGGAGAAUUCCAAUGUUAUGACAAGUAUAUGAGAGCGUCAUUGGCGGCGGCAGCUGAGGCAAUUGGAAAGAAAGAAUGGGGAACAAAUGGUCCCCAUGACUCUGGCCAAUACAAUCAAUUUCCUGAGGAUACUGGUUUUUUCAGAAAGGAUGGAACAUGGAACUCUGAAUAUGGACGAUUCUUUAUGGAAUGGUAUUCCAGCAAAUUGUUGGAACAUGGUGAGAAAAUCCUUGUAUCUGCAAAAGGAAUAUUCCAAACAUCUGGGGUGAAACUAUCUGGGAAAGUUGCUGGAAUCCAUUGGCAUUACAGAACAAGGUCGCACGCAGCUGAACUAACUGCAGGCUACUAUAAUACAAGACAUAAUGAUGGAUAUCUACCAAUAGCUAAAAUGAUGGCAAAUCACGGAGUCGUCUUCAAUUUUACCUGCAUGGAAAUGAAAGACAGAGAGCAACCGGAGCACGCCAACUGCUCACCGGAAGGGUUAGUUAACCAGGUAAAGACGGCAACAAGAACAGCCAAAGCAGAACUUGCAGGUGAAAAUGCAUUGGAGAGAUAUGGUGCAGAUGCAUAUGCUCAAGUUUUGUCAACUAGUAGGUCAGACUCCGGCAACGGGUUGGCUGCAUUUACAUAUUUAAGAAUGAAUAAGAAGUUGUUUGAAGGUGAUAACUGGCGCCACCUAGUGGACUUUGUGAGAAGCAUGUCUGAAGGUGGCCGGAAACAAAGGCUUUCAGACUCGGAUUUGCAGGGUAGUGAUCUCUAUGUUGGGCAUAUCAAACGAACUCAGAAGGAGCACAAGAAAGAGGCUGCUCUAGUGUGAAUGUAAAUAUUAAUUAGCAUGUUCAGGUGUCAUGGUGUAUAGUUAGCAGCAUCAUAAGAUAUUUUUUCAUGGUGGAAGGGAAGAAGCUAAAGUAAUGGCAUAUGCCACACCAAAACCUGAGAUGAUCAAGAUAUUAUUUUAUUACAUGUUAAUGUAUAUAACUCCAACCAUAGAGGAGAAAAACUUUAUCUGCUGGUGUUAUAAACCCAAUAUACAUACUCUUAGUGGAAUGGAAUAUAUUCAGCACCCCUUCUAUGUUGUUGAUUGGUU